AUGAGAAAUCAAACAACAAUAAGAACCUUCAUUUUAUUGGGACUGACGGAUGAUAUUUCACUACAAAUUCUGCUUUUUAUCUUUCUGUUUGUUUCUUACAUGUUGAGUGCAUCUGGAAACUUAACUAUCAUCACCCUCACUCUGAUUGACUCCCGCCUUAAAACACCUAUGUAUCUUUUUCUCCAAAAUUUCUCCUUCUUAGAAAUUUCAUUCACAACUGCUUGCAUUCCCCGAUUCUUGUACAGCAUAUUAUCUGGGGACAAGUCCAUUACCUAUGAAGCUUGUGCCACUCAACUGUUGUUUACAGACCUCUUUGCAGUAACGGAAUUUUUCCUUCUGGCCACCAUGUCCUAUGAUCGCUAUGUCGCUAUCUGUAAACCUUUGCAUUAUAUGACCAUCAUGAACAGCAGAGUCUGCAAUAACGCUAUCGUUUUCUGUUGGGUGGCAGCACUAAUCGUCAUUCUCCCACCAAUUAGUUUGGGUUUGGGCCUGGAAUUCUGUAACUCUAAUAUCAUUGAUCAUUUUUGCUGUGAUGCAUCUCCUAUCCUGAAGAUAUCAUGCUCGGACACCUGGCUGAUAGAACAGAUGGUGAUAGUGUGUGCUGUGUUGACAUUCAUCAUCACCCUCAUGUGUGUGGUUCUCUCAUACAGUUACAUCAUUAGAACCAUUCUAAGAAUCCCCUCUGCCCAGCAAAGGAAAAAGGCCUUUUCCACUUGUUCUUCCCACAUGAUUGUUGUUUCCAUUGCUUACGGGAGCUGCAUCUUCAUUUAUGUCAAACCUUCAGCCAAGGAUGAAGUGGCUAUUAAUAAAGGGAUUUCACUCCUUAUUACUUCUAUUUCACCCAUGCUGAAUCCCUUUAUUUACACGCUAAGAAACAAACAAGUGAAGCAAGCUUUCAAUGCCUCAGUUAAAAAAAUUGCAUUUCUAUCAAAGAUGUAA
Molecule: messenger RNA, 939 nt
Organism: Nycticebus coucang (slow loris)
Lineage: Eukaryota; Metazoa; Chordata; Mammalia; Primates; Lorisidae
Product: olfactory receptor 6C2-like
Exons: 1
Coding region: 1-939 (312 amino acids)
Biological process (GO): G protein-coupled receptor signaling pathway
Cellular component (GO): membrane
Molecular function (GO): olfactory receptor activity; G protein-coupled receptor activity
Source: RefSeq, a predicted model, not a curated record